AUGUCCGCCGGCCUGCUGAAGCCCGAGAAGGACUUCACCAAGGAUGCCGACAAGCUCAUCCCCGAGGCUGAAAGCCUCGCAAAGACCGAUGUCCAAGGCGCCGUUGAUAAGCUGUUGGGUCUGGAGAAACAAUCCAGACAGGCAUCCGAUCUUGCCACUACCUCGCGACUCCUUAUUGCCAUUGUCACAAUUAGCAAGAACUCCGGCGACUGGAGCCUUCUAAACGACCAAGUGUUGCUCCUCUCCAAGAAACAUGCCCAGCUCAAGCAGGCCACAACGAAGAUGGUGCAGACGGUGAUGACAUUCCUCGAUGAUACACCGAACCUGGAAGUCAAGAUGUCUGUGAUUGAGACCCUGCGCACAGUGACCGAGGGAAAGAUCUUUGUUGAAGUAGAGCGAGCCCGCGUUACCCGUAUCCUUUCGAAUAUCAAGAAGACCCAAGGUGAUCUCAACUCAGCAGCAGACAUCCUGUGUGAGCUUCAGGUGGAGACUUUUGGUUCAAUGACGAGACGCGAAAAGACAGAAUUCAUCCUGGAGCAGGUCUCUUUGUGCAUCGAGCGCGGAGACUGGACCCAGGCCCAGAUUCUCAGCCGUAAGAUCAACAAGCGGUACUUCAACCGCAAGCCAAAGAAGUCCGCCGAGCAGAUUGAGAAGCUCAAACAGGAGGCCGAAGAGCGGGAGAAGACUCGUGCGCCCGAUGAGGCGCCUAUGGAGGUGGAUGACGAUGUCACAGAUCUCAAGCUCCGUUACUUUGAGCAACAGAUCAUCUUGGCAAACCAUGACAGCAAAUACCUCGAGGUUUGCAAGAAUUACCGGGAGGUUUUGGACACAGAAGCUGUUGAGAAGAACCCAGAACAACUGCGUGCAUCACUCGCCCGAAUUGUGUACUAUGUUGUGCUGGCCCCCUAUGAUAAUGAACAAUCCGACCUUCUGCACCGCAUCAAGCAAGACACCCGGCUGUCACAAGUCCCCGAGGAAGCUCGCCUGCUGAAGCUGUUCACCAUCCCCGAGCUGAUGCGCUGGCCCAUGGUCGCUGAACAAUUUGGUCCUCACUUGUGUAACACCGACGUCUUCGACGCCGAGGCAAAGCAGUCCACUGACAACGAGGCCAACACAAGGUGGCAAGAUCUGCGCAAGCGGGUCAUUGAGCACAAUGUCCGUGUAGUGGCCAAAUACUAUACUCGCAUCGAGAUGAGCCGUCUGACCCAGCUCUUGGAUCUGACCGAGGAGGAAACCGAGAAGUACAUCAGCGACUUGGUCACCUUGAAGACCAUCUACGCUAAGAUUGACCGUCCCGCGCGGUUGGUCAACUUUGCCAAACCCCGGGACGCGGACGACGUUCUGAACGAGUGGAGCAGUGACAUGAAGAACCUGCUUGGCCUGCUUGAGCGGAUUGAUCAUCUCAUUACCAAGGAAGAGAUGAUGGCCCGCAUCCAGCCAACCCGCAGUGACAUGGGCAAGGCGCAUUAA
Molecule: messenger RNA, 1470 nt
Organism: Penicillium soppii
Lineage: Eukaryota; Fungi; Ascomycota; Eurotiomycetes; Eurotiales; Aspergillaceae
Product: proteasome regulatory particle lid subunit RPN5
Exons: 5
Coding region: 1-1470 (489 amino acids)
Cellular component (GO): proteasome regulatory particle, lid subcomplex; nuclear proteasome complex; cytoplasm
Source: RefSeq, a predicted model, not a curated record